AUGGCUCUUCCCGCGGUCACGGUUCAUCUCAGCCGGCAGCUUAUUCGAGGAAGGAAUAUGAUAGAGGAUACACGUCGAGGGAAAAUACGUCGUAUGGCGGACGUGGUGGAAAUUCAUACUAUGGAAACAGCCGCGAUGCAUACAGUUCCACGACAAGUCGUAUUGGAGGCUCGGGAGGAUGGGGAUCAUCUUCAGGUGGCCACUCUUCAGGCGGAUCAGCAUGGGGUGGACGUGGAGGCUCAGGAAGUAACGGCUGGUCAGCAUUUGGAAAUGGUGGAGGAGCAUCUUCAAGUUCGAGCCUGCGUUAUGACUAUGACAAGUAUCAACAGCGCUUUUGAAUUGCUGUAA
Messenger RNA from Strongylus vulgaris, 348 nucleotides. Lineage: Eukaryota; Metazoa; Nematoda; Chromadorea; Rhabditida; Strongylidae. The record is from the annotation of a GenBank genome assembly.